UCUUUUUCUGUAGACGUUGGAAAAACAAAAGAAAGACAGACAUCAUUAUCGGCAGCACUUGGAGGGGGUCUCGGUGGUGGCAGUGCGUUGCUUAUAAUCAUUGUUAUCGCUGGAAUGUUUUGGUUUCGUAAAAGGCGAAGAUCACGCACAGAACUGGAUACUUUAGAAAACAAUGAUUUACUUCAUGAUGCACAAAGGGAUUAUGACACAGUGGACGCUAAUCUUCCUGAGGUUGAACUCAACGAUCUGAGGCGAAGGCCGAACACGGAGCAAAAUGAUUUACAGAACAAUGAUAUAGUUCAAGAUGCUCGAAGAGAUUAUGACAUAGUGGAUACUAAUCUUCGUGAGGUUGAACUGAACGAUCUGAGGUAUGAGACUCUUGAAGUAAGUGAGGUUUACACGAUUGAUCAUACAUCUGCUUAUUCGAGCAUCCCCGAACAAGAGGAUGACAUCAUUACAUACGAAAAUGUUAUUGGUGGACUCUAG
This is a messenger RNA of Mya arenaria, 486 nucleotides long. RefSeq lists its product as uncharacterized. The coding region runs from base 115 to 486 and encodes 123 amino acids. Lineage: Eukaryota; Metazoa; Mollusca; Bivalvia; Myida; Myidae. The transcript has 6 exons. The record is from RefSeq and is a predicted model, not a curated record.